AUGGCUGAAUUGAACAUCACUUAUGUCACUGAAUUCAUUCUCAAGGGAAUUACAGACCAACCAGAACUCCAAGCCCCAUGCUUUGUGUUAUUUCUAAUCAUUUAUUCAGUCACAGUGGUAGGCAACCUGGGACUGAUCACUGUAAUCAGGGUAGACUCCAGACUCCACACGCCAAUGUACUUCUUCCUGAGUCACCUAGCCUUUGUAGAUGUUUGUUAUUCUUCUGCAAUCACGCCCAAGAUGAUGAUGAAUUUCGUGGUGGAACAAAACACUAUACCUUUCUAUGCAUGUGCAACUCAGCUGGGCUGUUUCCUCACUUUCAUCAUCACUGAGAGUUAUCUUCUAGCGUCUAUGGCCUAUGAUCGCUAUGUGGCCAUCUGCAGUCCCCUACAUUAUACAACACUGAUGUCCAAAACAGUCUGCAUUCAACUAGUGGCAAUUCCCUAUAUCUACAGCUUUCUGGUUGCUCUAUUUCAAACCAUCAUUACCUUUCAUCUAACCUAUUGUGGCCCCAAUAUAAUUAAUCAUUUUUACUGUGAUGACCUUCCUCUCAUGGCAUUGUCCUGCUCAGACACACACAUCAAAGAAAUUCUCAUGUUUGUCUUUGCUGGUUUCAAUACGAUCUGUUCAUCCUCCAUUGUUCUUACCUCCUACAUCUUCAUUAUUGUUGCCAUUCUAAAGAUCCGCUCUAACCAGGGUCGCUGUAAGGUCUUUUCUACCUGUGGAUCCCACAUAGUGGCGGUCACAGUGUUCUAUGGAACAGUAAUUUUUAUGUAUCUUCAACCUGAAUCAAACCAUUCCUUGGACACAGACAAAAUGGCAUCUGUCUUUUAUACAGAGGUCAUUCCCAUGCUGAACCCCUUAAUCUAUAGCUUAAGGAAUAAAGAAGUAAAAGAUGCAGCAAAAAGGACAUUAGCAAAGGUGUAUGCAUCUUUAAAGAUGUUAAAAAUGAGGGCAAUAUUAUAG
This is a messenger RNA of Suncus etruscus (white-toothed pygmy shrew), 966 nucleotides long. RefSeq names its product olfactory receptor 1038-like. Gene Ontology annotation, biological process: sensory perception of smell; G protein-coupled receptor signaling pathway. The record is from RefSeq and is a predicted model, not a curated record. NCBI's taxonomy places the organism in Eukaryota, Metazoa, Chordata, Mammalia, Eulipotyphla, Soricidae. Gene Ontology annotation, molecular function: olfactory receptor activity; G protein-coupled receptor activity; odorant binding. The transcript has a single exon. Bases 1 to 966 code for a protein of 321 amino acids. Gene Ontology annotation, cellular component: membrane.